AUUUCAAAUAUAUAUAUUUCUCAUGAUCAAAUUAUAUGUAUAGAAUGUUCCGUCCGUGGUAUAUUAACGAUAGACUAUUUUGGUUCUCGUCGAAAUAUAAACAGCAAACUAAAUGUUUGAAAGUAUUACAUGGUUUCACAGAAAAAAUUAUUGCGGAAAGGAAACGAUAUCACGAAUCCACUGGUGGACGAUAUCUAAAUUUUGAAAAUGAGGCAGAAGAUAAUGAUACGAUAGGAAGCCGAAAGAAGCGCCUUGCCAUGUUGGAUCUCAUGAUAGCAGCGUCCAAUAAUAACCAAAUGAGCGAUUCGGACAUCAGAGAAGAAGUUGACACCUUCAUGUUCGAAGGUCACGAUACCGUAUCAAUGGCUCUCACCUUCACUAUAUUACUAUUAACCGAACAUAAGGAUGUGCAGGAUCGCGUCAGAAAUGAAGUCAAUGCUGUAAUGGAAGAAAACGGUGGAAAACUGACUAUGACAGCGUUACAGAAUCUGCUAUACCUAGAGAGAUGUUUGAAGGAAACGAUGAGAUUGUAUCCUAGUGUUUAUUUGAUAACACGAAAGUUAGCGGAAAACGUAAUGCUACAAUCGUAUCUGGUACCUGCUGGAGCAAACGUGAUUAUUGACAUUGUACAUCUCCACCAAAAUCUUGAUUUCUGGCCAAAUCCAGAGGUGUUCGAUCCAGACAGAUUUUUGCCAGAACUGGUGCAAAAUCGUCAUCCUUUUGCUUAUCUACCGUUUAGCGCUGGUUCGCGGAACUGCAUAGGUCAACGAUUCGCCAUGAUGGAGAUGAAAACUGUAAUUGGUACUCUGAUGCACAACUUUAACUUGGAGCCCAUUGAUCACUUGAAAGAUGUUCGAUGUUCAACCGAUAUAAUUAUUCGCAUUGGGCAGCCCAUACGCGUGAAAUUCGUCCCAUCUAACAGAAAUUGUGCAACUGCUACAAGAGAAUAUGCAAAUUAUGUCGGUGUGAAAACCUAAUGUAUGAAGAGAAAUAACGAAUUAUUUAUGUAUAUUA
Molecule: messenger RNA, 1014 nt
Organism: Ooceraea biroi (clonal raider ant)
Lineage: Eukaryota; Metazoa; Arthropoda; Insecta; Hymenoptera; Formicidae
Product: cytochrome P450 4C1
Molecular function (GO): oxidoreductase activity, acting on paired donors, with incorporation or reduction of molecular oxygen; monooxygenase activity; heme binding
Source: RefSeq, a predicted model, not a curated record